Messenger RNA from Lepidothrix coronata (blue-crowned manakin), 3086 nucleotides. RefSeq names its product LRR binding FLII interacting protein 2 (gene LRRFIP2). The transcript is spliced from 14 exons. The coding region runs from base 827 to 2272 and encodes 481 amino acids. NCBI's taxonomy places the organism in Eukaryota, Metazoa, Chordata, Aves, Passeriformes, Pipridae. The record is from RefSeq and is a predicted model, not a curated record. Gene Ontology annotation, biological process: regulation of DNA-templated transcription.
AAUAUAAUGUUCACUGUAACUUUCUGUCUUUUGAAGAAGAUUAUCAAUACACUUAUAAUAAACCUACUCUUCUCAUUAAAUACUGUGUUUAAUGUGCGUAAUGUUUCUCAGUUGAAUAAUUCACUUGAAUUCCCGUGGCAGUUGUAAUUAUUGUAAUGUGAUUAGAUAUAUUUUGCCCUUUUUAACAAUUGAUGUGUAGCAUUGGCAUUUUUUUCCUCACCUUUUUAGGUGGCUGUCUGACAUUCAUCUUUGGGGAAUAAGCUUGUCUUCUAAUGUAAGAUGUCUUAAAAUUAUGAAUGAGAGGAAGCCCAGAUCAUAUUCAUAUUCAACUAGCACUGUUGGGUUUGUGUUGAUUUGAAAAAAAGACAGUAUUUGUAGAGAAAAAUAAGAAUUUUUAUUUAUCAACUUCUGAUUGUAUUAUCUGUCUUUAUGAUCUGCAAACUUUUUUAAAAGGUAAUUUUUGUAUUUGUGUUUGGCCCUAAAUUAGUACUAAACCCUUUUGUAUCUGAUUGUAUUUUUUUUUUAUUACUCUAAUUGAGAAAAAUAAUGCAAUAAUAAGUGUUCAUUGUUUCUAGUUUUAGAUUCGGUGAACUAUUAAGAAUAACAAAUGUGAAGAGUGCUUAAAAACAAUGCCUAUGCUAAAUAUAUCAAUAUGGCACAAAUAAAAUAUAUCAAUGUGGCACACUUUUUAUUCAUUUAAAAUAGCAAAAAUCUUGAAGAAUAAUUAAAAUUCUACAGAUGUUAAACUGUUAGAAAAGCAAGAAUAAAUUGCAAUAACAAAGAUUUAAGUUAGGACUUUCUAUUUGGGGUUUUUUUUGUUCAUUCUAUGGUGUCAUCUUCAGUUGUCUUUCACCCUUCUGCUUAUCUUUUAAAGUCCUCUGAUUUUUCUGAUCAAAGUGAAACUGCUGCUGACUAUUUUAGUCGUUCCAACCGCAGGGGAAGCAUUGUUUCUGAUACAGAUGAUGGCCAAGGCCUGAAUAGUCUGGAAGAAAAGAGUGAAAAAUCACAUUCAGAAAUAUUUUCAAGGCCCUCAUCUCGCAAUUCAAUAAGUGUAACUCCUCUGAGUGGCAACUCGUCUAGAAGAGGAAGUGGAGAUGGAAGCAUUUUGGUGGAUCCUGAUGCCUCCCUCAGUGAAUUACGGGAUAUCUAUGAUCUUAAGGACCAGAUACACGAUGUAGAAGGGAGAUACAUGCAGGGACUUAAAGAACUAAAGGAUUCGCUAGCUGAAGUAGAAGAGAAGUACAAGAAAGCUAUGGUUUCCAAUGCUCAACUAGACAAUGAGAAAAACAACUUGGUUUACCAAGUGGAUACUUUAAAGGACGUUAUUGAGGAAAAAGAAGAACAGAUAGCAGAGUUCUAUAGGGAGAAUGAAGAGAAGUCAAAGGAAUUGGAAAGACAGAAACACACCUGCAAUGUUCUGCAGCAUAAGCUGGAUGAACUAAAAGAGGGCCUUCGACAGAGAGAUGAACUGAUAGAGGAGAACCAACGUAUGCAGGAGAAUAUAGACUCCAUAACCAAAGAGGUGUUUGAUCUCCAGGAGACAAUUAAUUGGAAAGAUAAAAAAAUAGGGGCCCUAGAAAGACAGAAAGAUUACUUUGACUGCAUUAAGAAUGAGCGAGAUGAGCUCAGAGAGGAGUUGGCUGACCUGAAGGAAACAAUGAAGAGAGGAGAGAAACAUGGAUUAGUUAUAAUUCCAGAUGGCACACCAAAUGGUGAUGUAAACCAUGAAUCGGUGGUUGGUGCAAUAACAGUUGUAUCACAAGAAGCUGCUCAAGUCCUGGAAUCUGCAGGAGAAGGACCACUGGAUAUCAGGCUACGAAAACUGGCUGGAGAAAAGGAGGAAUUAUUGUCCCAGGUUAGAAAACUGAAGAUGCAGUUAGAAGAAGAACGACAGAAGUAUUCUAAAAGUGAUGGCAUGAAUCCAGAUAUCAUAGGCUUAGAGAAUGGUUCUGACUUGCAGCUAAUUGAAUUGCAAAGAGAUGCCAACAGACAAAUUAGUGAAUACAAAUUUAAGCUUUCAAAAGCUGAACAAGAUAUAACUACUUUGGAACAAAAUAUUGGACGACUUGAGGGGCAGGUUGCAAGGUAUAAAAAUGCAGCAGAAAAUGCAGAAAAAGUAGAAGACGAACUCAAAGCUGAAAAGAGGAAGCUUCAGCGAGAGUUAAGAACAGCACUGGAUAAGAUAGAAGAGAUGGAGAUGACCAAUAGCCAUUUAAUGAAAAGGCUGGAGAAGAUGAAGGCAAAUAGGACUGCGCUUUUAUCUCAACAGUGAAGUUGGAAAUUGAAAAUACAAUGCACUGCGCCUUGAAAACUAGCCCCUAGGUUGUUUAUAAAUACAGACUUUCAUUGGCACAAACUAUUUAAACACUGAGCUGUUCACUGAUGGUUUAGUUUCAUAAUUAAAUUACAUACUUUUUGUAACUUAUGAGAGAAAGAAAGGUAGUUUGAAUUCCUAUGUGAAUUACAGCAAUUUUUCAGUAGCAUUUGAUUCUAGAGUCAAAGAUGGAGCACAAUGCUGUAUGUUUGACUUAGUGAUAGAAAAUAUUUUUACAACUGUGGAAUCAAGUUUACUCACGAUCUCCCUUGGCUGCUUUAAUGAUGCUUGAUGCUCAGAGACAGCUGCAUGAAUUCAAGAAGACACUGUAUAACUGUACUACAAAACUAACAUGUAUUUGCUUGACAUCACACAGCACAAGUGCCUUUUAUCCGGUGCAAUUUAGACUUCAUUGUUGAAAUAGCCUUUGAAAACAGAUAGCAUUUUAUUUUAAGAUACAUUUGGGGUAUUCACUAAACUUUAUACAUUUUGAAAAUACAUUUUUGUAAAAUAUUUAAAUUUGUAAGAAAAAAAUAGGGACUGUAUAUAAAAAUCUGCUUUUUUUGCAUGGGCACAUCUGAGUUCUAGGUAAUUUUGUCAAAUAAUAGCCCCUAAUACUCUUAGUAUUAAGAGUGCAGAUUUAAAAGCUUAUGUUGUGCACCAUCAAAUUAUAUGUCAUCUGCUUAAGUGUGAAUUGAAAUUUUAUGGUGGGAGGAAGGGGGUGGGAAAUGUGGCUAAGGAAUUUAUUAAAUGGACACUUUACUGACCAAAA